AUGCCUCACGUGCGAGAGGAUCUUGUUGAUCAAAUUACGGAAGCAGGGUUCACGAGAGAACAAGCGAUUGCUGCACUCAACAAGGCUAACAACAAUGUUACAAGAGCCUUUGAUUUUCUCUUGUCAGAUAUACCUCUCAAUGAUAGUAAUGGAGCGGAGUAUGAUUUGGCCGAUGAUAAUACAUCAACCACGGCAGUAGCAGUCGUUCAUCAUCACAAUGAUGAUAUUUCGGGAGCUCCAGGUGGUCCAACAAUUAGUGAUAUGAAUAGAUACUACAAUGAUUCGGAUAGUUCUUCAACAACAUUUAGUACGAGUGAUGGAGAUGUGCUGGGUGAUGAUCAAGAAGAAGCUCAUCAAGCCAGAGCUACCAAUAUUGCUCCCGAUCAACAGCAAGCAGCAUCGGCUUCUCAUCAUCAGCAACACCAUCGUCGUUCAGAUAGUACCGAUAAUAUUCCUGAUCUUGAAGACGAACCACAACAGAGUGGUGCUCGUGUCCAUCAUCGUUCGCAACAACACACAAGCGAACCAACAGAUGAGUUUUUCUUCGAUACUGCUGCUUUUGAAUUCAAUGAUAACAGACGAUAUGAACGAUCUCCAUACUAUGAUCAUCACAACGCUCAUAGACAUUCAAGUCAUUCAUCUCACAAUAAUAGUUUUGAAGAUGCUCUCAAUAUGGCCAUCCAAGCUUCCUUGCAAGAUCAAAAACGAGAUUCAGAGCCUAAAACACCCAUCGAAAAGUACAGAAAGCAGUCACACAUUCCAAUAGGAUUGAAAAAUAUUGGAAACACAUGCUAUGUUAAUUCUCUUUUUCAAGCAUUCUUCAUGAUUCCAAAACUGAAGCAAUUAGUGUUUACUUUUUCCGAAGAAGAAUUUAAAGCCAGAGUUCAAGCUAAAAUUGAAAAAUUAGCAAAUCAACAAAAAGAAAAUGAUAAGCAGCCUUCACAGGUACAACAACAAGUAUCUAACCGCAUCUUGUUGGAAAGACAGGCUGAAAAAGAUUUGAAUUUUGUAAAAGAAGUUCAAAGACUGUUUUCCAAAAUGAUUCUCACAAAUAGAACAUUUAUAGAUCCAUCGGCACUGGUGGACGCGCUAUUAAAGGAAGGAGUAGAUGUAAAUAUAGGUUACCAAGAAGAUAUUAGCGAAUUUUACAAUAGAAUUUUAAUUUUACUUGAAAGGAUGUUUUCACAAGAAUGGGAAGACAAAAUUGAAAACAAAACAAACAGUAUUAGUCUCGAAAACCCACUUAAACAAAUAUUUUACGGUAUCUGUACAGAAGAAUUAGAAUAUGAAAAUAGAGAAAAGGAAACGGUCACUGUUAGCAAAUUAUCCGAACUUUGUAAUUUAAUUUUGAAUGUUAGCGAAGAAUUGAAUAAUUUUUAUGCAUCCCUUGAUGCUUAUUCCACAACAGAGAUUGCUGAUUAUUCGAUAGAAGCAAACUACAAAUCUAAUGUUGUAAAGACCACUUGGUUCAAAACACCUCCUCCUGUAUUAUUAGUUCAGUUACAACGAACAUCCUUUGACAUCACCAAAAAAGUUGCUCACAAAAUUAAUCUUCCGUUCGACUUUCAACAAGUAAUUUAUCUAGACAGAUACUUAGAAUCUAACAAACAAAAGACAACAUCUAAACGAGAGAAAAUCAAGCAAAUUAAGCAAAAAAUCGCGGACUUGGAGAAUGAGCUCAAUAGCUAUGUGAAUUUUAAAGGAACCUCUGGUUUGUCACUAGAAUUCUUAUUUAAUGGAGUACUGGAAUAUGUCAAUCAAAAGCAACUCGAACUAUCCUUAAACUCCAAUGACACAAAAGUAACAGCAAGCUCCAUUGAAAGCUCCGUGAAAGUAUUCGAAAAUAUACGUAAUCAAGUAGUGAAGAAAGUAGAAUCACUGAAACAUGAAAUUGCAGCAUUGAAAGAAAGUGUGAGAACCAUGUUUGACGACAUGCACGACUGCGCUUAUGACCUUUGUGCCAUAUUGGUACACGAAGGAAGCCUGGCAUCGAGUGGUCAUUAUUUCAUUUACCACCAUGACCAGUAUCUCAAUACAUGGUGGAAAUUUAACGACAUGAAAGUAACAGAGGUCACUGAGGAAGAGGUGAUGAAAACCUCCAAAGGCAACAACGAUAAGGAGAUUAGUUCUAGCGCCUAUUGCUUGGUAUACAUUGAUAGUAACAGAGUGAAUGUUGAGGACAAAGACUUUAUUUGCAAGGACACAACUCUUCAACAAAAAAUUGAAGAAAACAUUGCAUCACUCAAAGAGUCUUUGCACAAACUUGAACAUUCUCACGACUCAUGUUGUGGACACAAUCACAAUCACGGUGAACAAAAGCCGAAUCAUGAUUCCAAACUCGAGGAUCUUCACGAGUAUAGCUCUCUAGAAGAAAUUCUAGCUGGUUAUCCUGCCACAGCUCGUGAUGUGAAAACAGAAAUUCUGCAAGAAAAGUGGAAAACAUUAAUUCCACAUGACAUUCAAGAGGAAGUGUUGUUCCAAAACAAAAAGUUCAUUGAAGAAAUUCAUAUUUGGAUUGAACAACAAAAGGAAAAACGAGAACGUGAACGCAAGCACUUCCAGCAUCAAUACAACGAUGCUAUUAACAGAUGUUUCCAAUUUUGUCAAGGCCAGGUCAAUAGCACAUAUACCUAUUCGAUGUCUCUUCAAAACGAUGCCAGGAUUGCAAGCUUCCAGGUAUUCCUAUGUGCUAUAGAUCAAAUUGGACCUAUGAAAUUUACCAUCGCUGAUCAAAUCUUCUACAGCAUGUUUCAUCGAAAGCUGUUAGAUCUAUUCAUGAGUCUUGAUAAGGGAGACCAAAUGAAAUUCCAUGAAUAUAUGAGCCUAGUUAACUUGACUAUUAAUGACAUUCCCGACCCCAAAACUAUGUCAUCUCUCACGGAUUUGUAUUCUCUAUUUUGUUUUGUGGCUACUCUGUACCAUCACGGAUUACAUUACUUGUACAGAAAGACAUUUGAUCGUUCCAUCAAUGCAUUCCAAACAGCCAUAAUUUAUGACAAUAUUCUCACCAAAAUGCAUGGAGACAAGAAGUUGAGCAGAAAGAAAGAUAUCAUUACAUACACUGCAGUUUGUCUGCAGCAAAUAUUUUCACGAGGAUUGAAAACCAUCACAAAAGAUUUCAUGGAGGCUAUGAAUUGGAUUCGUUAUGCUGUAGAACACUUGCCUCUUGUCUGGAAUAGCACACUUCCAACCAACGAUUUUGUCUAUGAUAAGAUUUUAAAUUAUUUUCCAGUCUAUAUCAAUGAAAAUCAUGUAAGAAUUCAGUACAGUUGUGCUCAGCAUGUGGAUGAAAUUAUUGAGUACUGGAAAUAUUUGCAACAACAUCCAAUAUUUAGAAAUCACAACAUUAGAAAGGAUUUACAUAAUUUAAUUGAUCAAAACGCUCCAGCUGAAGACAUUGCCAAUAUGAGAAGACUCUUAAAGACCUCAAAUAUGGAAAUUGAGAAAAUGAACAGAGACUUACUCGCACAGAAUCGUGAAACCUACACCAUUUCAUUCCCAGAUGAUCCUGAGCGUUUAGCUCGCUCCAUCUCUUCUGAAAUUCACAAUGUAGAAAUGGAAUAUGCAAGAGACAUUCAAAUUCAUCCAAUGUAUAAUAGUGAUGCUGAUUUUGUUGCCGAGGAAGAAGCAGAAGAGAAUGAAUUCAUUGCUGAUUCGCAAGGAGUUACUGAAAUCACCCUUACACAUCAAGGUGACACUGAAAUUUCAAGAGAUGUCGUUGCUUCGUCCUCACCUCCAAUAGCAACCAGCACCACAUCCUCUGCGGUGAGCAAAACCUCCUACACCACAGUUUCUGAUGACAGUCCUACUUCAUCCAAUGUUGUGAAAUCUGAACAAGUUGCUGCUGCCUCCUCCUCAGAUUUUCAAAUAGAUAUUGACUAA
Messenger RNA from Naegleria fowleri, 3882 nucleotides. RefSeq lists its product as uncharacterized. Gene Ontology annotation, cellular component: cytosol; nucleus. The record is from RefSeq and is a predicted model, not a curated record. The coding region runs from base 1 to 3882 and encodes 1293 amino acids. Lineage: Eukaryota; Heterolobosea; Eutetramitea; Acrasida; Naegleriidae. Gene Ontology annotation, molecular function: protein binding; cysteine-type endopeptidase activity; cysteine-type deubiquitinase activity. The transcript is spliced from 5 exons. Gene Ontology annotation, biological process: regulation of protein stability; protein deubiquitination.